AAGCCCUCCGAGCAGACCGGAUGGCAUCGGCGGCUUCUUUCUUCAAGUGAACAAGGCCUAGAAGGCCAAACGCACGUUUGUAAAUAGCACCUCGUGACAUGGGCCGGCAAGUCGUAUUGUGUGAUUCGAGGCAGUAUUCUACUGAGGAUUCUAGCUGAACGGCUCGUCUGGUGUACUUGGCCCAGGUAUAUACUUCCUAGCCCUAUAUAAUCUUCUUUCAAAGAAGGUCAGUGCCACAACCCCAGCUUGAAAGGAUGCGUCUUUGGAAAGCUGUCUCGUCUCUUGGGCUGCUCAUUAGUCUGCCUCUAGUGUGGGCAGCUCCUAGUCCUAAUGGCUUAGUUGUUGACACGACCUCUGGAGCAUUCCAAGGUGUUCUAACUACAAAUGGAACGGAACGCUGGCUUGGUAUUCCAUUCGCCCAGCCCCCUGUCGGAAGCCUCAGAUUCAAGGCACCCGUCCCAAUCACUACAGCACCAGCCGGAAUCAAGAAUGCGUCGACAUUCGGAGACGCCUGUCCACAGCGGCCUGCGUCACUUGGCGCUCCCAUGAGCGAAGACUGUCUCUAUCUAAAUGUCUGGAGACCCGACGGGACAUCGUCUGAUGCGAAGCUACCGGUGCUGGCAUGGAUCUACGGAGGGCAGUGGACGUCGGGAGCUGCAUCCAUCCACUCAUACGAUCCAACUCGUAUGAUCAAUCGAGGUGUUUUAAACGGGAAACCCUUCAUGUUUGCAUCCUUCAACUAUCGCGUCAAUACCUUUGGUUUCUUGGCCAGCUCCCACGUUGCUCCUCAAGAUCUUAAUAAUGGGAUACAAGAUCAGACACUAGCUCUAAAGUUCAUCCGAGAGAACAUUGCAAAAUUUGGCGGUGAUCCGAGCAAGGUCACUAUAUGGGGCCAAUCAGCAGGCGCUGGUAGUACUCUAGCUCAUAUGGUCUAUCCAACAAAUCAAUCGCUGUUCCGAGCUGUCAUGGGAGAUUCGCCAACUGGUCCAUUUAAGAGCGCACCAUUUGCAUUCCAAUAUGAUGAGCCAGGAAAGCCAUUUGCGCGCCUAGUUGAGAACCUCGGGUGCCCUCUGAGCUCCGAGUCAGUUGAAUGUCUUCAGAGUGUUCCAUUUGAGACGCUUUUACAAGUGAGCAACGAGAUGAUCUCAUCAACUUUGAACACACAGCUGUGGGAGCCAACCGUAGGACCGCCUGGAGGCAUUGUAGAAGAGAGGGCAUCUGCAAAAAUUAGCUCGGGAAAUUUCUUACAUGUUCCGUAUCUCGCUGGUACUAAUCUCAACGAGGGUAAAACAUUUAGCGAAACUCUCAUCAACAUUACGCAUCCGGGAAUGACAGAGGAUCAGGCUUUCGACAACUUUAUCGGACGGUUAAUCCUGGACAACCGUACCUUGACCCCAGACGUCCUUAAUAGGAUCCAUGAAUUGUAUCCUGCGAAUGAUCCAGAGAAUGAUGCUCCAUUCAACACUGGAGAUUCGCUGUAUGACAGAGGUUCGGCUUGGUACGGUGAUAAUAUGUUCCUUGCACCACGCCGAUUCUUCUUUGACCGAGCGGCGUCCCUGCAACCUCUGUAUGCUUAUCAUUUCAGAGAGUUCAUCCCAGGGAACAACCCAACAUUCGGAGUGUCUCAUGCGUCUGAGCUACCUCUACUCUUUGGCCCAGUUCCAACGCCAAUCGAAGAUGACUUUGCAAACACUAUGUUGGACUACUAUAUUAACUUCAUUUCGGAUAUGAAUCCGGGACCGUCUUGGCCACGCUUUACGUCGAAAGGAAGACAAGUGUUGCAGCUCAUGAGGAAUAACAUCACUGCUAUUAACGAUGACUUCCAUCUGGAAAAGACGGAAUACCUAAAUUCACCCGAGGUGCUUAACGAAUUCGAGAAGUAGGGAAGUCUGAGAAGUCUAAGAAGCUGGACAGAAUCAAAUUAUUGAAUGGACCUGUAUCCCAUACCGAUGUGUAGUGCUAUGUAGCUUUCCGCCGAAGAGUUUGUAUUCAUGUCCAUGAAAAUUGUGUUAUAGACAGGAGAUU
Fomitiporia mediterranea MF3/22 is the source of this 2025-nucleotide messenger RNA. Its product is annotated as alpha/beta-hydrolase. The coding region runs from base 255 to 1883 and encodes 542 amino acids. The transcript has 14 exons. NCBI's taxonomy places the organism in Eukaryota, Fungi, Basidiomycota, Agaricomycetes, Hymenochaetales, Hymenochaetaceae. The record is from RefSeq and is a predicted model, not a curated record.